This is a messenger RNA of Prunus mume (Japanese apricot), 5148 nucleotides long. Its product is annotated as cyclin-like protein. The record is from RefSeq and is a predicted model, not a curated record. NCBI's taxonomy places the organism in Eukaryota, Viridiplantae, Streptophyta, Magnoliopsida, Rosales, Rosaceae.
AAUCAAAGGGCCUUCGAAAAGUCGCUGCUCCUCCUCCACCUUCAUCAUUUAGGCACGGUGCGAACCCUCGUUUCCAAUCGAAACCCUCCUCGCAUGAAAUAACAAAACAAAACAAAACAAAAAAAAACAGAAAAACGAAAUUAAUAAUAAGAAAAACAGAAAAAGCUCCAAAGCCCAAAAGGGAAGGCCAUGGAUUCGUACCAAGCGCAGCAGCGGUACAUGCGGCCGCAGCCACCGGCCACGUCGGAUCCCUACCAAUACCAGCAACAGCAGCAGCAGCAGCAACCGAGACCACAGUGGUACUCGAACCACUUCCAGUACCCGUCGCCUCAACAACCCCAGUGGGCUCCACCACCUCGAGCCGACCAUCUCCCUCCGCCAGGUUCUUAUCCUCCGCCGCCCCUUCCUCACCCUUAUCCUCCUCCGUACCCCCCCAACCACCACUUUCCUCCUCCUCCUCCCCCAUCUCGGCCUCACCUGCCUUCUCACCUCCCUACCCCUCCGCCCAUUCCUCCUCCACCUCACUCUUAUCCUCAGCACACCCAGGAGUGGGGAGCUGCUCCAAGUUGGCCAAACAACCAAGGUUGGGAUUACCCAGCCCAUAAUAAUCAAGAAGAUUGGGAAGCCAAGGCUAAGGCAUGGGUAGAUGCGAGAGCGUCAACGGAGAAUCAACAUCAACAGUUGCAGUUUCCUCCGGCAGGCAGAGUAGAAGAGCAAAGUCAUUAUCAUGAUCAGUAUCCCCAGAACGUUGAUUCUCAUUAUUCUGGUACUCAGCAUCAGUCACAUUCUGCAUCCAGCUAUCAACAGGUUCCAGUUUCAGGUACUCCAACACACCAGCCACCGGGAAUUCGUCCCCAGGAGACUUCAUCUUCCUAUGCUCAUCAUGCUGUUAGAGAUGGAAUGCCAGCUGUGGACACAAAUUCUGUGUUUCAUCGACAAGGAAACCUAUCUGCUAGUCCAUCUGUUCAUCAGCAGGAGGUACCUUCUAGUUAUUCUUCUGUUACAGGCAAUGAAGGUUCUGCAGCUCAGGAAGAACAAUAUCACAUGCAACCAUCACAGCCAAUGCCCUUUGCAUAUGGCAGUCAAUCUGCUGACCCAACAACCAAUCUUGCUGACCAGCCUUUAGAGUUUGCACCCGGGUUUAAUUCUGAUCAUGGUCUACACCUGCAGCCCAGCUAUUCUUAUCAUGACCCUGCUACCACAGUGCCUUCCAUGAAUACCUGGUCUACUUCUGUUGCACCUGGUGUAGUUUAUCCCUCUAGUCUACCAGUUCCAUCAGGACCACAGCAUGAUCCUUCCAUGGCAAUACCCUCUCCUGUUCCUGGGCAUGCUCCACCUUCAUUUGGCAGUUUUCCUGGACUGAGCCUCCAGCCAACAAUUCCAUCUGCUGGUCCCCCCUUUGGUCUCACUGCAGGAACUGCAGUUCACCCUACUGCAGCCUUCCCUGGUGAUGCAUAUGGAGUUUCUACAGUUUCUGAGCGCCCCAAAAAGGCUUCAGUGCCUAAUUGGCUUAGAGAGGAAAUUAAGAAAGCAGUUAUCACAAGUUCAUCUAUGGACCAUCCUAAGGAGGAGACGCAAUCCAUUGAGGAUGAAGGAGUUGAUAGAUCUUUUGGGAAGGGAGAUCAAGCUGAUAGCAAGAGCAUCGAUUCUUCUAGAUCAACUGAAGAAGAGGAUGAUGAGGAUCAACUGGAAGCAGCUAGGACUGCAGCAAUUAACCAGGAAAUAAAGCGUGUUCUAACUGAAGUUCUCUUAAAGGUUACUGAUGAUCUGUUUGAUGAAAUUGCUACAAAAGUUCUUACUGAAGAUGAUCUGACACUUGAAGUUGAACAGAGCACACUGACUUCAAACCAUAAGUUAUUGCCAUCUCCCCCAGCAGUUUCAGCUCUCAAGGCUUCUGCAAAGGUUCUAAUUCCGGCCAAGUCUAAGGAAUCUGAGACUGAAGAUGUCAGUGAAAAAUCCAGUUCCAGUUCACCUGGUAAUGUGUUAGGUCUUGCAAAUUAUGCAAGUGAUGAUGACGAUGUAGAUGGUAAUAUUCAGAGUUCUGUUAUGCCAAAUUCUGGGAAAGAUGCUAUUCUUCAGCACUCAACUGUCAAAAAGCCUUUGAAUGUUAGGCAGGAUGCCACUACAAAUGACAGUUCUUUGGUAGGGCUUGAAGAGCACGGUAGAAGUCAGACAAUUUUAGAGAGUGAUCCGGGCAAAACCAGUUCACUUGAGUCCAAAUAUAACAACAGUGCUGCUAUUAGUGAUAUUAGUUAUAAUAGACAAAAGAAUGUUGAAAGUAAUGCCGAUAAAAAUCUGCCAGAUGGAACUACGGCCUCUAGGCUGAAGGAUACUGCAGGCACAUUGAAACCUGACCUCCAUAAAGAAAAUGUCAAUGUCAAAAAAACAUCAAAAGAUGACUCACAAGGUAGGGAGUCCAGGAUGAAACCUGAUAAGCAUGAUCGACAUGAGAGUAAAAAUAGUUCUGUGAUGGACUUCAGUAAGGACUUAGAGAGUGGUAAGACUAGGACAAUUGAGAAGGGUGAUGGGAAUCGUAGGGGGCAUGAUGAGAGGCAUUCGAGAAGGGAAAGGACAGACGAUCGGAAUGGCUCAAGAGAAAAGGUGAAGGAGCAAAGUCUUAAGCCUGUAGAAAAAGCACAGGAAUCUGAAUCAAGAAAAAAAGCUUCCCAUGCUGAUGACAAAGAGGAUAGAAGAGAAACAGAGAGACUCCAUAGCUCUAGUGCUAAAGAAGAUAACAUCAGAAAAAGAGAACAGGCAAAGGAUAAGGAGGAUGAUAGAUCAAGGCGUAAACAUUCUACUGACUCAAGCAGGCACAAGAGAAGGCGCUCCUCUUCUGUUGGCAGUAGGGGUAGAAACAGCAAGGACAACUUGGUUAAUCAUGCCAAUGAUUCAAGUGAUGAAGCUUCUGAUGAUUCUAAAAGCAGGAAGCACUCAAGGAGACGUAACUUAUCACCAUCACCUGUCAGGUCUAGGAGAAGACAAGUUUCGCGGUCUCCACAUAGCAAGCAUUCUCAGCGCAGGCAUUCUCCUUAUUCUUCUGUUGAUUCCAAAAGGUAUGUUGCCAUGAAAUCUUUGUUGUGUAUUGUUUUUCAGACAUAUGCACGUAUGAAUAAGCAACUCAGGCGUUUCAAGUGGGAGUAUGGAGUCUAUGGUCAAUUUGGCUAUGUGGAUUGGCGUUAUUUUGAUCAGAUCAUGAGGCCCAAGCUUAGUCAACGAGGCGCCGACAUUUCGGAACCUCCGAGAAUUAUCAUAUUCUCAGCUCCAAGGCUGUUCACUGGUUCUGUUGGGGCUAGGCAGAAUUUAGCUGUUCGCUCAUGGCUUGCUUUGUCCCCACAGAUUGCCGUUGUGCUGUUCAGCAAAGACCCUUCUGUUGUUUCUUUCGCUGGAGCGUUUGAUUCGCGGGUUUUGGUCGAACCAAACAUUGAUUUCACGUUCCUCGGUACCCCAUUUUUUCAUUCGAUGAUGGCAAGAUCAAGGUCAUUUUCAUCAGACAUUUCUGUCCUGGUUGAUCCUGAAACCAUUGUUUUACCUGACUUCAUUUCCACCUUGAAUUAUGCUUACAAACUUGACCAUGAUUGGCUUCUAGUUGCUUCAUCACGAAAUGUGUCCGACUUCCCAUUCUACUUGGAUGAGGAUGGAAAGCAUUGGCGAAGAGAGAAUGGGAAAUUGAUGACGACACAGGAGUUGCAGGAGAUUUUUGGGCAGAGUUGGCAGUCGACUCCCUGUGAAGGAAAGCUGCUUAUGGCAUGGAAUAACAAAGAUCUUCCCCUACAUUCUGGAGUGCUUCCUCCUUUCUUGUAUGGUAGGGGGGUGCACAAUAGUUGGGUCGUCAGUGAGGCCUUGUCAUCUGAGCUUAGGUUUGUAUUUGAUGCCAGUUGGACAAUCUCAAGCUUCUAUCUAGUUGAUCAGGAACAUCAGACUGACUGGAAUGUCGGAGGUUCCAAUGCUUCAAAUUUUGAAAGAAGCUGGGAAUAUGCUGGAAAUUCUCAUAUUGGGGCACUAUAUGGAUCAUUGUCUUAUCACGAAAUUAAUUACCGUAGCCUAGUAAAACUUUUGAAAUGUGACGGGCAAUAUAUUUUUGUCAAUACCACGGAAAACAUUGUUUGUCCGACGGUAUACCAGAGUGCAGGGAGAUUAUGGAAAGGAUGGAUAUUGCGUUUCGUGUGGAAGAACACUUUGGCUUGGGCUGAGGGUGUUAAAUCGCCAGGCCAGUUAUCAGACUGUUCUCAGAUGGUUCCAACAAAGCAUACGAAACCAUUAGACCUUCCAUUCUCUUUAGAGACACUUCUCUCGUUCAAUGCAGACAAAAAUAACACAAUUGUGCUUACUGCUGCGGGAUAUAAUUACAAGGACAUGCUAAUGAGCUGGGUGUGUAGAUUGCGCCAACUGCAGGUCACAAAUUUUAUCAUUUGUGCCCUUGACCAGGAAAUAUACGAGUUUGCUGUCUUGCAGGGCCUGCCUGUUUUCAGGGAUCCAUUAGGUCCAAGUGAGAUCAGCUUCAGUGAUUGCCACUUCGGAACAAAAUGUUUUCAGAAGGUGACAAAAGUGAAGUCCAGAAUGGUUUUGAAGAUACUGAUGAUGGGUUACAACGUGCUUCUUAGUGAUGUGGAUGUAUAUUGGUUUAGAAACCCGCUGCCAUUGCUCUACUCUUUUGGUCCUGCUGUUCUUGCAGCUCAGUCUGAUGAAUUCAACAAAACAGGACCAAUUAACUUACCUAGGCGCUUGAACUCUGGCUUUUACUUUGCCCAUUCUGAUGGUUCGACAAUUGAUGCUAUGAAGAAGGUGGUGGCACAUGCAGCAACUUCAGACCUAUCUGAGCAGCCAAGCUUCUAUGACACACUAUGUGGAGUAGGGGGUUCCAAUCGUGUGGGUGACGAUAGAUGCUUGGAACCUGAAACAAAUCUGUCCGUCCAUUUCUUGGACAGAGAUCUCUUCCCAAAUGGUGCAUAUCUGGACCUGUGGCAGAGAAAAAAAGUGACAGCAGCCUGUGUGAAGCAGGGUUGUUUUGUUCUCCAUAACAAUUGGAUCAGCGGGAGACUGAAGAAGUUAGAAAGGCAGGUUUUAUCUGGCCUAUGGGAGUAUGAUACUAGUACAAGGAUGUGUCAGCACCAUUCCAAAUUAGUACAAAAAGUUUGAGACCCAAUUGGU